Messenger RNA from Saimiri boliviensis boliviensis (Bolivian squirrel monkey), 5638 nucleotides. RefSeq names its product ring finger protein 144A (gene RNF144A). Gene Ontology annotation, molecular function: zinc ion binding; ubiquitin-protein transferase activity. The record is from RefSeq and is a predicted model, not a curated record. Gene Ontology annotation, biological process: protein ubiquitination. NCBI's taxonomy places the organism in Eukaryota, Metazoa, Chordata, Mammalia, Primates, Cebidae.
CGUGCGGGCUGCGCGGGCGCGGGGAGGCGCGGGCGGCAAACGGCGGGCACCCGGCACCCCGCAGCCGGCACCGGGCGGAGCCGUCGGAGCCGCGCGUCGCGGCCGAGCGGGAGCCCCGGCCGCGCGGGCCCAGGCAUCCAGCACCCUGCGGACUCUGACAUGCCCCCAGCCUCCCCCAGCUCUGCAGGAAGCCCUGGUGCCAGCGACCUUCUCCUGCUUCUGCCUAUGUGCGCCUGACCUGAAGGCAGAGCCGUCCGAGUGUGCAUAAGCACAGCAGGACACCAGGACCUGGCCUGAAGAUAUUUCCUCUCCUCCCCUCUGGACUUCUCAGAGACUGUUCUGCGAUGACCACAGCAAGGUACCGGCCCACCUGGGACCUGGCCCUCGACCCGCUGGUGUCUUGCAAGCUCUGUCUCGGGGAGUACCCAGUGGAGCAGAUGACAACCAUCGCCCAGUGCCAAUGCAUCUUCUGUACCCUGUGCCUGAAACAGUAUGUUGAGCUCUUGAUCAAAGAAGGAUUAGAAACCGCAAUUAGCUGUCCAGAUGCUGCCUGCCCCAAACAGGGCCACCUACAGGAGAACGAGAUUGAGUGCAUGGUUGCAGCUGAAAUUAUGCAAAGAUAUAAAAAGCUACAAUUUGAAAGAGAGGUGCUGUUUGAUCCCUGUCGGACGUGGUGCCCGGCGUCCACCUGCCAGGCUGUGUGUCAGCUCCAGGAUGUGGGGCUGCAGACCCCCCAGCCAGUGCAGUGCAAAGCCUGCCACAUGGAAUUCUGCUCCACCUGCAAAGCCAGCUGGCACCCUGGCCAGGGCUGCCCGGAGACCAUGCCGAUCACCUUCCUUCCCGGGGAGACCAGUGCGGCUUUCAAAAUGGAAGAGGAUGACGCGCCCAUCAAGCGGUGCCCCAAGUGCAAAGUCUACAUCGAGCGAGACGAAGGCUGUGCGCAGAUGAUGUGCAAGAACUGCAAGCAUGCCUUCUGCUGGUACUGCCUGGAGUCCCUGGACGAUGAUUUCCUCCUGAUACACUACGAUAAGGGACCUUGCCGGAACAAGCUGGGCCACUCCCGGGCGUCUGUGAUCUGGCAUCGGACACAGGUCGUGGGCAUUUUUGCUGGCUUUGGGCUCCUGCUCUUGGUGGCCUCACCUUUCCUACUCCUGGCCACUCCCUUUGUACUUUGCUGCAAGUGCAAGUGCAGUAAAGGUGACGAUGACCCGUUGCCCACCUAGAGGCAGCACGAUGCCGGAACAAAUCCCUGCCUCCGGGAAGUGCGGCUCUCCCCCACCCCUCCCCGCCAUCCCCCUCUCACUAAACAUCUUUCUUGCCUUAUGUGCCCCAUUGAGCUUCACAGUGUCAGGCUGGACGCCGUGAUUUCAGGGACCGAUGUCACAACGUUCGCUGAGGCCCCAGAUGUGGUCACCUAGGUGUGGGGAGGGCGAGGCAGGUGUGGGUAGGGCACAUCCCCACAGAUCAUCCUCUGCAGAUGACAGGGAGGUGCUGUGAGAAGCGCACCAGGCAGCCUUCUCUCUGUGGUAGACUAGGCAUGUCUGGGGGUGGCCUAAGAGACUUUCUCUUACAAAACAUUCUUCGUCUCCUCCUUGGCUUCAAGAUGGCACCAUGUUGUCGGAGAAGUCUUUUAAGGAUUGCGACUCUCUUCAGACAGAAUCUGAUUAUUCCAGCUUGAGAAAAGCACUCUGUUUAUGACAACUGUUUUUAUUACUAAUGGCGUUUAGUAAAAUCCUUUUUAGAAGGCAUUUUUUUUUUCCCAACUGAGUAGUGAAAAUCAACAAGGUGCGUAUAAACCAUCCUAUGCCUUUCUUGAAAUGUGCAUUUUGAGAAGUUAUAGUUAAACGACUUUUCAGGAGAUUUAGAAAGCCUUAUGCACUCUUUGUGUUUUUCUUGAAACUUGCUGUAAUAACUUUUUGGACGCUGUAAGCUAUGUACUGUUAUAAACGUGGUUCCUAUAUUGUUGCAUUUCCUUGAAAAUAUUGACAUGUUUAAAGGAACAUCUCAUCUCCAUUAGAUUUGCCUUUUGUUGUUUUCAGCUCUUGGGUCUCAUCCCUUCUCAGCGAGGUAGAAGCAAAUGUUUUUUAUUGUUUUCAAGCCAACUGCUUUGCUCAGAGACGGCUCUCCUCUGAAUUGCCACGGUCUGGCCUCUGGCCUCCGUCUUCAGGUAGACAGUGAGAACAACGCAGCGUCACUGAUACGGAGACGCAAGGCCUCCUGGCAGAGGCUGGAGGACUCUGGGCAUUAGGGAGGAGCCGACCAGAUUUCCACAUUUUUAAAAUGCUUUAGCCAUUGUAUGUCUUACACAGUUCCAAGUCCUGUUGCUAACCAUUUUGCUCCUGCUGGGGGAAAACCCUCCCAUUUCACUUAGUUUUAACGUGAGGAUUUUACCACUUGAUCUUUUCCAGGGCUGUGAGUGUCCAUUUCCACGGCAGCAGGGUGCAGGGAUGAGUAAGGAGACAUACACAUUACUCCACCAGUGGACUCUGAAAAGUGGAGAAAGUGUAUUCUUUAAAGAGAAUCUACUUCUAAAAGCCGCAGGUGCUUUUAAAAAGCAAACUGCAUUGAACUUAAAGCUUCUGAAAAGAACAGGCAACUAUUGUAGAUGUAUUACAGUGGGAUUUAAAAAAUCUUAUUAAACAUUCUGUAAAGAAGUAAAACAAAAACAAAAUCCUUUUUUCUCAGUUAUUUGCUCAUGACAAGCACAUUUUUAAAAUGUCGCUUUGUGUGUUUGACUUCUGCAUUUGAGUAUCAGUCUCAGGUCCUAGUUUACUUUCCCUGGUUAGAAAUUUAUUUCUUAUUUCCCAACAUUGAAUUCAUAGAGGAGACAGCAGCACCUCACUCUUCACCUCUAGUGUUGAUUUUCCUUAUGAAACUGAAGCCAUUUAGAAAAUUCCUCUGUGUCAAAAUUACAUUCAAAAAGCUCCCCUUGUAAUUGCACUGUAUGAAUUUAGUGACUAAGAACAUGCCUGUGACUCCCUUUCUGGAUGAAGCCUGGGCUGCGGCUGCCCAUGGUCUGUGGUGCCGUGAUGGUAUCUAGGGGUAGAAGAGCGUUUCUGGAGAUGGGUGGCAACUCCUUCAGGGGUUGUUGGCUGGGCUUGAACCCUCAGCCUGCGAUAUGUGGAUGCAGCUCUCCAGCUCUGCCCUUUAAAGUGCCCAGCACACAUGGCAGGCCUGCGGCCCUCUGUCUAGUGGUCCCCAGGACAGGCCUCCACCCUAUGCUCAUCCUUCCUGCCUGAAAUUCCUGCUGCCCAUCGCACGAGCCCGCACAGCAGCACCCCCGUCCUCAGGAUGAGAGUCAGAGCCUUUGGAAGGGUUGCAUCCUAAGGCUAGCGCUCACAUCACCUUAUUUCUAGAGGGACAAGCUGUUCACUGAGGAGUCUCGGGCCCAGUCAUGCACAUCUGUAGCCCCAGCCGUCCUUGUGCCUUCGCCUCUGAUGUGUUUCACAAGCACGUAGUUCAACCCAAAUAGGGACCACAGAGAUUCUGGGGCCAGCCAGGGGCAGUCAAAUUAGCACCUACUGGCUCUGACUUUUUGUAUGAUGCAUGCCUCCAUUUGCUCAUUUUGAUCUGGUUAUAAAAUCAAAAUUGUCCACUUCCUUUAUAAAUGCCAGCAAUGCUCUCUGAGGUAUAUAAACUCGCAUUUCCUUCUGUUUUAGUAAGGAAUGCCAUCCUCUUAUGGGAAUACACUAUCAACCCUGCUUGAUAUAAAAUGUAAAUAGCACACUGGAAGAUGGCUCUCAGCUUGGACUUUGGUCUUGCCGUUACUCCCCAGUAAAACUUGGGGAGUUCCACAUUCAGUGGAUGGAUCUAUUCCCAUUAAGUAGCAUAAUUUGUCUCAAUUGAAAAGUGACAUUCACUUUUACAGAUGGUGUUCAUUCCGAAGCCCCGGCAGCACAUGGCAUGUGUUCCUUAAGAGGUCUUUAAAUUGGGGAGUAAGGGGUGAGGGCCCUUAGACAGCCACGGCUGCUGUACUGCUGUCCAGGUGGGGUGGCCAGUGAGCACUGGCCAUAGCCCAGUGGACCUGUGGCUUAUCUGAGGGCUUCGGUAUACCUGACCACAUUUGGAGGAUUUGCUGGACAUGCCUGACCUCUUAGUCUGGCUCUGCUGUGUAGUCCAUAGCUCAGCCAGAUGAGCUGUGCACCCUCACAGGAAGCCAGUGCCUUGCAGAGAUGCAGUCACCACAGAUGUUCACGUAGUAAAGACUGACUUAGGAUCUGAGCAUAAAAAAAGCCUUGCAUUGCAUGAAUAACUGUCCAAAUUAGUUCUUCCUCCUCAACUCACACGAGUAGCUGUGGACAGAGGAAAGGAACCAGCAUCUGCCACCUCUGGCAUUUUCUUCCUUUUGAGGUGGAGUUUGGCUGUUGGCGCCAGGCUGGAGUACCAUGGCACCAUCUCGGCUCACUGCAACCUCUGCCUCCCAGGUUCAAGUGAUUUUUCUGCCUCAGCCUCCCAAGUAGCUGGGAUGACAGGUGGCAGCCACCAUGCCCAGCUAAUUUUUGUGUUUUCAGUAGAGAUGGGAUUUCACCAUGUUGACCAGGCUGGUCGCAAACUCCUGACCUCAGGUGACCCGCCCACUUCAUCAACCCAAAGUGCUGGAAUUACAGGCAUGAGCCACCACACCUGGCCUAUUUUCUUAAAGGGGAACAAAUGAUCUUGACAACAUAUUAUUCCAUAAAACCAGUUUAGGGCGCAGGCCAUUUCCUGAUUAGAACACAGGGCCCGUGGGAGGGACUAUCAGAGAUGCAAAAAUUACUUCAAGAUGAGCUUAUUGUUUUCAUUUCUAUUGCAAAAGUUAGAAGUCAUUUUACAAAUUUAGAAAACUUUUUCUUGGUAGUCUUUAAAAAUUAGGGGAUUGAAAGGAUCCAGGAGGGGCUUUGUGAGUGUGUCUCAGAUUCUCAUUUCUUAGUGAGCACACCUGUGUAUAUAUAUAAAUCACAAUGAGAUCAUCAAGGGAAAACAUUUUGCAUGUGUAAAGCUUCAUGAAGUUCUCUUUAAAAAAUACCAAAGCUUGUUUAUUUCUGAUAAUUAACCUAAGCCCGUAUGAAAAUAAACACAAUGAAGGGAUUAUGACUGGUCUUACCAAAAACACCAAAUGGAACAAAGGGGCCUGCAUUCAAAUCUAUUUGCUAAUGCUUCACAACUAGGAGAGCAUGCUGUCUUGACGUUGAAAAACCCAGGGUCUCCACCCUCCCUUUGAUCUGUGCAAUUCUGUCUUCCACAAUUCCAGGAGCCUUCAGUGAGGGGUGGCUAUGUGCCCCAUGCCUGCCCUUUCUUUCCUUCUUCGCUGACUUUACUAUGGGUGUAUUUUAAUCUUGUAUAAAAAUAUGCAUGAAUGAGUCAUGCACAUGUAUACGUUAUGUAUUUGACAAGUGGUGGUAAAACAAAAUCAAAACAGAUUUGAUUUGUGUUUUUGAAAUGUCAGUACAUUUUGUGCCACUAACACUGUGAUGUAUAAAAGAGCUGUUUGAAUGCCUUUUAAUGUUGUGUUUUGUACUCUGGAAUCAUAUGGAAAAAGUUUGAUUUGUAAUUUCAAUACAUAUUUUAAAUGUAUUGUGUCUUAUGUAGUUUGUCCCCCGCUUCAGCAGGGAUUCCUUUUUAAAGAUAUUUUGUCUGGAAUACAGGUGACUUUUGUAAA